UAACACUGACUCUACUACUGAUGCGACCUUCUAACAGAAGAAGCUGGGAACAGAUGUUCUACAUGUAUCCGGUAACACGCACAUUCACAGCGACACAAGUGUUUAAUCGAUAAGAUGCCAGCUCAGCUGAGCCUGGCAGACCGGGAGCGGGAUUGGAGGAAGGCGGGGAGGAUGGCAGAGCUGGGUCUCUCCAUCGUCUCAGAGAAGGGACCGCGGAGGAUGCACGACCCUGAGAGAAAGCAGAGAGAGUCGAAUGCACUCAAGGUGGAUGAGAGACUGCAACUGGCCCGAGAGCGAAGAGAGGCGUACCAAAAACAGCUGGCCUUGCGAGAGCGCAGUUGGCUGGCGAGGGAGGAGCGAGCCAAAAACUUCUACCAGAAACAGCUUGAAGAGCGCAAAAGAAAGCUGGAGCAGCAGCGACAGAAGGAGGAGAGGAGAAGAAUAGGAGUCGAGGAGAAACGCAAACAGAGACUUAAGGAGGAAAGAGAGCGUUAUGAGUCUGUGGUGCGCAGGACAUUGGAGAAAAGUCAGAAGGCCAAACUCGGCCACUGCUCACGGCGGGCCACCAACAGCGCCCAGAGCCACAAGAACGCUAAACGCCGCUCUCUUAGCCAAUGGGAGAUCAAGCUUGUCAGUCGUCUUCAGACUCCCACCAUUUCCUAUCUAGCCAGAAGCAGAAGUGCUGUGUGUCUGUCCCGAGACACAGUUGUUCAUGUUUGUCGUCGUUCAGCAUCAUGCCACUCCAGUACCACCCAAAAGGCCCAGGUGCAUUGUGGGAAGGCAGCGAACAGACCUGCCUGCUCAGUUCCAAGCGUCAGCAUCCGCAGAACCACUAACAGAGAGCUGGUGGCAAAGGGUGGUUUUGAGGCAAAAGACCGGCAAACACAACCUCAGACAAUAGUUGAAAUUCAUACCAGACAGGAUACAAACCCACAAGAGAAUGCGAAAACCCCAACACCAGGUCUGCAGAAAAGACCACACCUUAGACACGCUUUACCCAAACAAGAAGGUUUGCCUCCAGUUCUGGAAGAGCAAGAGUAUGAGCUCGCUCCACAUUUUCAACAACCCGAGACGACAUCUCUACAAUGUCUACAAAGAGAUCUCAAACAAGAUGUACAGUUAAAGACAGCUCUGAAUCCUCCACACUGCGCUCAGACUCCUUAUGGACCAAGUCAGAUUGGUGAUAGAGCCCAAAUCAGAUCUCCUGCAUGGACCACAAAGGCUGAGGAGGCCACACGCCUGCUGGCAGAGAAAAGAAGGCAAGCGAGGCUUCAGAGAGAAAAAGAAGAGGAACGGAGACAGAAGGUGGAGAUUGAGAGAAGGGGAAUAGAGGAACUGGCCCUUCGGAGAGCCGAAGAACGCGCCAGGCAAGAGGCCGAAGCUGUGAGACUGGAGGAGGAACAGAAGAAAAGAGAAGAAGAAAACAGACGUCAGGCUGAGAACACUCGCAGACAACUGGAGGAAGAAAAAAGACUUCAGCAACAGAGAGAGGAAGAGGCUCUUCAGAGGGCACAAGCAGAGCAACAGAGGCUGGAACGAGAAACUCGCUUCCAGAGAGAAGAGGCAGAGCGCCAAGAAAGAAAGAAGCGCCUAGAGGAAAUCAUGAAGAGAACCAGAAAGACUGAAUCUGAGGAUAAGAAACCAGUAUCAGUGAAGGGCACUUUAUCCGGCGAGAAUGCGAAGCCUGCUAUCAGGCUACCAGGUCCUGGAAAAACAUCGAAGCUGGAGAUGAGGGAAGAGGACGACAUGCUUCCUACUGUUGCCUUCAAAGAACGCAGAUCAUUCCGCCCUCUGUCUGGCCUGGAGGAGAUGCAGGCGCAUCAGCAAACAGAGGUUAUUUAACCCAUGGAGUCACCAUAGGAUGUCAAGACGUUCAGAGCAUCUUCAGCAAGCUUUUGUUGGUAAAAACUGCUUCCCCUGCACUUUAAAAAUCCUUAAGGUAACAACUCCGCUCUACUGCCCAAACAAAAAGCCCAAUAACUGCUUGAUCUGCUAUAGUGCCCUGUCCCGCCGUGCUCAGUAGCUAGAUAACUUUGGGUAUGUGGUUAGAUUGUCAAAUAACAACCUGUUAACUCUCUAAAUAAAACUUGAAGUUCAUUUUUGUAGCUUUAAUUUACUCAUAUUAUUAUUUUAUAUUAAAGUCAGUAUGUUUUUGGUGAUGAGAAAUGCAUUGCUCGAAUUUAGUCUUUAAAAGAGAUUUCAGUCUUUGGUGUGCACCAGAGCCAUUGAUAGAGAGAGUCUUCUACGUUGACUCCAAUGUUGUUACAAUAGUUACCGGAAGUUACUAGUAACGCAUGGAGCUACGACUCAACAGACCAACAGAGGUAAACUUCUGACCCGUUCAAAACAGAAAGCCUUUUAAUGAAUAAAAAAUGAAAGAAAUAAAGCAUUUAAAGAGAAAACAUAACUUCCUGCAACUUUCUGAAGGCUCCAUGAUUUACGUGACAGGGGCUCUCAAUAGUUCCCAGAAGUAAGUUACCAAUGGAGCUGCAACUAAACAGACCAACUAAAAUAAACAUCUGACCAAUUUGAAGACGAAAGCCAUUUGAUGAAUAAAAAUGAAAGAAAUAAAGCAUUUAAAGAACUUGCUGAAGGUUCCAUUAAUCACGUGAAGCUCCAGCGUUUUGGACUUCUGUUGGCAGAGCUCUCUCUAUCAAUGGCUCUGGUGUGCACAUAACACCUGCACACAGCUAUAUGCGUAAUAAUUUAUUGUCAAAUUGCUGAUCGACAGUAAAGAAACUAUAUUCUGUACCUUUGCACUGCUGCUGUUUGUCAUACACGAGUACUUUUCCAUCUGUAGUCUAUGCUGACCACUGCUUUUGCGUCACAGUUUAUAACCAAAACAGGUGAGCUCAUUAAUUUCUAGUUUCCAUUGCUCAUUUUGCACUGCUGCUAUUUAGCUGUUCCAACUAAUGUUGAACACUGCUUUUUCAUAAUUCACAUUUUAUUAAUAAAGUGACAAGGACUAUCACGUGCUCGGCUGCCUUUAUGAGCAUUAUGAUUGUGCUUGUUCCUGACUUUGUGCAAUAUAUAGAUGCUUAUGCAAAUGUAAAGAUGUACACAAUUUAGUUCAUUUUUUAAUGGUGUAAGUAAAUAAACUUCAAAACCAAAACUGUUGUGGUCUGUUGGAAACGAUGAAUGGAUCUAUUCAUACAGAUUUGACGCAUAGCCUAUCAUUUUUACAACAUCAUUCACUAUAAGAGUAUUUAAAGACGGAGCAGAGCCUGUGAAAGUGUAUUUAUUCUGGACCGGAUUUGAAGAUGAAGUUGUAUUGAGCUGAAUUUUACUGGAAAGGACUGAAUGUUCUUGUAGCCUUAAGGCAUUGUACCAAUUGCGAUGGACAAGCUGCCAGUUGGUUAAACAGUGCCACAGAAGAAAGAGAACAUGAGAGAGUACAUUAAAUUCAGUACUGUUAAUGGCUGGCAGAACAGACUAUAUUCAAAUAAAAUUCAUUAUAAAACCUCAAGAGUUACCAAUGUUCUGGCCUGUAACAAAAGGCUUGUUCAGGUUUGGACAUCAAUCCUUACAAACAAUGACACACAUAAAACUACAAUCCAAUGAGCAACGACAUAAUACUGUACAUUUACAUGACCUUACCAGAAGGCGUAAUCAAGCCUGGCAAUGUAUGCAGUUGGUAUAAAGCGUUAUUUAAGUUACAAAAGGUGGACUGCAGUGCUCGAAUUGAAGGGGGGCUGGGGGGAUCCGGGCAUAAGGCCCCCCCUUAAGA
Messenger RNA from Triplophysa dalaica, 3727 nucleotides. It is a transcript of the gene map7a, whose product is annotated as microtubule-associated protein 7a. Gene Ontology annotation, biological process: microtubule cytoskeleton organization. The record is from RefSeq and is a predicted model, not a curated record. The transcript has 15 exons. Gene Ontology annotation, cellular component: microtubule cytoskeleton. Bases 115 to 1842 code for a protein of 575 amino acids. Lineage: Eukaryota; Metazoa; Chordata; Actinopteri; Cypriniformes; Nemacheilidae.